AUGGACGGUCCUUAUGUAGCAGGAAGAGGGAGAGCUCGGUAUCAACAAAAUGAACUGACAGUGGAACAAUAUUAUCGAAGGGAAAUCUUUUAUGCUGCAAUAGAUUCUCAGUUAUACGAAAUUAACCGUCGUUUUGCAGAGAGUUCGAUGGAGCUACUUGUUCUUAGUUCUUCUAUGGAUCCUCGUGAAGCGCAUGAAGCUUUAAAUAUCGAUAACAUUUGUAACUUGGUGGACAAAUUUUACCCCGAGGACUUCUCAGAUUAUGAUAAACUGAACUUGAGACUGGAACUGCAACAUUAUGAGCACAGAGUUCUUAAACAUCCGGAGUAUAAAGAUUUAUCAAGCAUUUCACAUGUAUGUCAUUGGUUGGUAAAGACUAGGCAGUCAAUGACCUAUCUGCUUACUUACAGACUGCUCGUGCUUACACUUCCGGUUCCUACAACAACAACAAAAGGAUAA
Molecule: messenger RNA, 459 nt
Organism: Papaver somniferum (opium poppy)
Lineage: Eukaryota; Viridiplantae; Streptophyta; Magnoliopsida; Ranunculales; Papaveraceae
Exons: 1
Coding region: 1-459 (152 amino acids)
Source: RefSeq, a predicted model, not a curated record